GGCGGCGACGGGGAUAAUGACUUUGGGGAAGAAGGGUGAAGGGAUAGUGAGGAGCCAUUCUUUUGGGAGGAAAAGGGUUGUGCUGUCAAGUGCUUUACAGUAUGAUGAUUUUAUUACCAACACAGAUACAAAGAAGCUUUGUAGGGAGGUUUCACUUCAACAACAGAAAGUUUAUGAUAAGUCUCUUUUGGAAUUCUUGCCUCAAAAUGUUCUGAUUAGGAUAAUUUGUGGGCUUGAUUAUGAUGAUUUGAGCAGGCUGUUUCAUGUCUCCAAGACCAUUCGAGAAGUGGGAUGGAAUAAAGAGAAUGAGACGUUGUGA
Molecule: messenger RNA, 319 nt
Organism: Ipomoea triloba (trilobed morning glory)
Lineage: Eukaryota; Viridiplantae; Streptophyta; Magnoliopsida; Solanales; Convolvulaceae
Product: F-box protein At1g61340-like
Exons: 4
Coding region: 17-319 (100 amino acids)
Molecular function (GO): protein binding
Source: RefSeq, a predicted model, not a curated record